This is a messenger RNA of Leptopilina boulardi, 1907 nucleotides long. Its product is annotated as fork head domain-containing protein FD2-like. The record is from RefSeq and is a predicted model, not a curated record. Gene Ontology annotation, biological process: cell differentiation; regulation of transcription by RNA polymerase II; anatomical structure morphogenesis. Gene Ontology annotation, molecular function: DNA-binding transcription factor activity, RNA polymerase II-specific; RNA polymerase II cis-regulatory region sequence-specific DNA binding. The transcript is spliced from 3 exons. NCBI's taxonomy places the organism in Eukaryota, Metazoa, Arthropoda, Insecta, Hymenoptera, Figitidae. Bases 919 to 1590 code for a protein of 223 amino acids.
UUUGCAAAAAAUUGCAAUUUUCCCUUGAAGCAACUGAAAUGACAUUUUCAUAUUAUUUUUUCCUCUGUUUCUUUGAUUUUUCCCAAUUUUGGCAUGUGAAACAGGAAUAGAAAAAGAUGGAAAACGAUGUGGCGACUAUUUCCAAGAAACGCGCGUUUCGGUAUAAUUACCGCAACUCUGUUUACAUAUUGGCUCAGUUACUACCGGCGUGGGUGUUAAGGCAUAUGUGUAAACAGCAAUAAAACAUGUAGUGCGGUCGUCGGAUAGGUAACCUCCUCCUUCUUCAAUCCAAAAAUGCCAAACGGGAGUUUCUGAAAAUUCAUGGGCGGAGUCGAUCUUUGAUACCCCGAGUUCUACCUCAUGUCAAAUUAAAACACCCUUCAUUAGUCGAUUUUCGUUCAUCACUACUUAAACUAUCGAAAAAAAUUUUCCUCCCUAAAAAAAAUCAAUCAAUCAAUUAAAUUGAUCAAGAAUUCUUUAAAAAAUUAAUUUGUUAAUUAAAAAAAAAUAAAAGGUGAAUAAAAUAAAAAGUGAAUUUCCAGUGAAAAUGCCUCUGUGAAAAGUACAAAGUGAUUUCCAAUUUUCGGGGAUAAAAAACAUUUUCCAAAAAACUAAACCGUCGAAGGGGUUAAUUACAAUUUGAAUAAUCCUCAUGUGGAUCUGAUCUAAUUUUUCGCGUCUUCUUCUUUUUUACAAAACAGUAUUAUUAAUUUGAAUAUUGACAUAAAAUCUUUCACCUGAAAUAAAGAAACAAAAAAAAAAUACUUUUUAUCAACAAACGAAUUCAUUGGUUAAAAUAAAUAAACUCCGAUAUUACAAAAGAAACGAAACUAAAAUUUGAAUAAAGUUAAUAAAUAAAAAUUGACAAACCGAUUUUAAAAUUCCAAUUUCCAGGAGGGCAAAAAAAAAAAGAAAAUCAUGGAGAAAAUAAUUCCCACACUUUGUCCAUUGCCAAAUUACUAUAGUUUAUCAUUGACGCCAACAUUGAGUCUUCAAUCUCUUUCAAGUCCAAUGGAUUUAUCACACUAUUGGCCAUUGCCAAUUCAUAGAUUUAAAAAUCAUCCACGAUGUGAAAAACCGCCGUAUUCUUAUAUUGCAUUAAUAGCAAUGGCAAUAAAUUCAUCGCCAAAACAAAGAUUAACCCUCUCUGGUAUCUAUAGAUUUAUUAUGGACAAAUUUCCCUAUUAUCGUGAAAAUCGUCAAGGAUGGCAAAAUUCAAUUCGUCAUAAUCUCAGUUUAAAUGAUUGUUUCGUUAAAAUACCACGUGACAAAACAUGUCCCAAUGAAGAUGAACAAUUUGCCGGUAAAGGAAGUUAUUGGACACUCGAUCCAUCGGCAAGUGAAAUGUUUGAACAUGGAAAUUAUCGUCGACGACGAACAAGAAAGCAAAGGAAUUUUGAGAAGCUUCAAAAUCAAACUUCGUGUAUACUUCCGAUGCAACUACCUGGAUAUUCAGAAAAAAUAAAUGAAUACGAAAGAUGUUUAAAAGAAGAUGAACCAACCUCCGUUCAAGUUCCAGAACAUCGUAUUAAAUCGUCCAUGUUUACGAUCGACAAUAUUUUGAGAAAAUCACCAGUUUCCGGAAGCUAACCACUUUCAUAAAAACGAGAAUCAUAUUUUAAUACAUUUUCUCAUAAAUUUUUUUCUUUUUUUUUUACUGAAUGUCUGGAUAAAUAUUGUAUAUAUGUGUAAAUGUAAAUAUGCGUGUGUGGAUAUAACUGGAAAUUGUCAUUUUACCAUUAAAAAUCAAGAUCGAAAAUACAGCAAAUUUUUUGUUUGUUUACUGUUUUUAGGGACUUUAAUGACUCCGACGCUAUAUAGUUUCAGUCACACAUGUCGAUUGUUUGUUUCUUCAAAAAGCGCAAUACGCGAGAUUUCGUUUUCACACAAACACAAAUCUAAAUAUC